Messenger RNA from Blepharisma stoltei, 439 nucleotides. NCBI's taxonomy places the organism in Eukaryota, Ciliophora, Heterotrichea, Heterotrichida, Blepharismidae. The record is from the annotation of a GenBank genome assembly.
AUGUUUAUUUUUUGUAAAAUAUUAUUGAAUAUCCUGGAUUUGUCUGUAAAAUCUCGAGCUCGAAAUUCCGUAGACACUUUUCUUACUUCUCCAAUUUCAACUCCAACUACACCUACUAUAUAUGAGCAUCGAGCCAAAAGUAGCAAUUUUCUUAAAAGAAGAUCUGUUAGUAGCUGGUCUAAAAGGAAAGAAGCAAUUCCACUAAAAAUUAAUUUCGUUCUUGAAGAAGAAAAGAUCCCUUUGACUCCUGUGCAUGCUUUUUGAUAGGAACGUUUUUAUAAUUGGGAAAAUUUAUUUGAAAAUUUUCCCUUGUGAAAUUUUUGAUCAGAAUUUUAGCCAGCAUCACUAUCAAAAACAUUCGGCAAAAUUGCCGAGAGGAAAUACCACAAUAUAAAAAAAUUCGGAUCAAAUAGCAUGCAGCCUACUGACUCCUUGGUAA